Messenger RNA from Homarus americanus (American lobster), 2767 nucleotides. Its product is annotated as polyadenylate-binding protein-interacting protein 1-like. Gene Ontology annotation, biological process: regulation of translational initiation. The record is from RefSeq and is a predicted model, not a curated record. Gene Ontology annotation, molecular function: protein binding; translation activator activity; RNA binding. The transcript has 10 exons. NCBI's taxonomy places the organism in Eukaryota, Metazoa, Arthropoda, Malacostraca, Decapoda, Nephropidae. Bases 120 to 1430 code for a protein of 436 amino acids.
UAUUAAAUAAGUUGGAGUAACAAGCUAGCAGUCACUGAGGUACAUGCUCGAGUCUUAACCUCCAGACAGACCUGUGUGUUGGACGCCUAGACAGAUAAUAAGUGGUUACUGUGGUUGGGAUGGAUUCAGGAACUGGGCGAGGUAGGGGCCGAGGGCGAGGAAUAACAGGAAAUGAUGUGAGUGAGAGAGCAGAUCUUAGACGGCCACAUGGAGCUCCUGAGGUAGUCCAGCCUGGGGCUCCUGCAGCUGCCUCCCAUAAACUAAACGCCACUCUCCCUACAGAAUCUCAGGAAGAAAAAUCCAAGAGGACCUUUUCACUUUCUGCAGAUGCUCCAGAAUUUGUCCCACGGAUAUUUGUUCAACCCCAGCCCCAACCCCAGCCCCAACCUCAGAUCCAAAUCCCAAACCCAACUCAAAAUAUUCAACAGCAGCAUCAGGUAACAAGUCCAGUAGUCCCUCAACCACAGAUUCACUACACCUGUCACCCAGUUGUUCUACAAGUUAACAACUUAGUUGUACAGCUUACUUUAAAACCCAACAGAUUUGAACAAGUUGCACGGCAGUUGACAACAAUAUUCACUUGGCAAGUGCAAGAUGCAUUCCUUAUGAAAGAGCUUAUUACUGUAAUAUUUGAACAGUCUGCUAACCAUAGUUUGCAAAUUCUGAAUGGAUCUGCUCAUCAGUACUACAUCGUCUGCAUAAUCCCAGUCUGCGAGGGAGUGGGUGAAGUGAAUUUCAGGUACAGUGGUGCUAGACUGUGCCAGCAUCUGUCCAAAAAUGUCACACAAUCUUACAAUGGACCAACCUUCAAAAGUGUCUUACUACAGAGAUGCCAGGAAGAAUUCAAUGUAAAAGAAGUUUACCUGCAUUCGGAGCCAUCAAGAGUGUGUGGUUUCACUUUGUUCCUCGCGGAACUCUUCACCCAGCUUGUCAUUCCAAGUGGUCAACCACUUGAUAUUCUUCGAGGAGCUCUCUGUCAACUUCUGACAACACUUCUGUCACAACCAACAGAUUCCAACCUUAAAUGUGUUGCACAGGUUUUAAAGUUUACAGGGAGUUCACUAGAUACCAGCAAUAGAGGUGAAAUGGAUCGAGUGAUGUGCAGUGUGAAGGAUGUGGCAAUGAUAGCCCCAGUAGCCUCCACAACUCGUUCUCUUCUAUUAGCUGUCAUAGAAUUGAGAGCUGCCAAUUGGGGUCGUGGACCUCCAUCACCUACACACUCUCCGGUUGAUACACCAACACAUUCCAAUAUUCCUAUGGGAACUGUUUAUUAUGGGCCAGGUGGAGUGAUACAGAGAGUAGAGGAUGAACCAGAGGAUUCUCCCAGUGACACGGAAGAUAUUAUUAACUAUGGGUGGUCACCUGCAGUGGAAGAAUUGGAAGGGGAUGUGGCUGAGGCAUUUGAAGAGUUUCUUCGACUACAACAAUGAGGCCGUAGAUUUUUGUGAAGGCUUGAGUGUCCAGUGAAAAAGCCUUAUCUUAUGCCUCAAGAAACUUUAGUAGCAUGGUUCAUAAUCGAGUCUGCUAUAUGUAAAGAUCUUGUAUUAAAUUUAGGAAAGUAAUUGUAACUCAACCUUAAUGUAUAUUUGAAUCCUGUUACUGUACCUGUAGGUUGUUUAUGCAGUAUAUCACAAAGCUUUUUCUGUGGUUGAGUCAGUAAGCUUGUUCAUUGGGAAAAGUCUCUGUCUUUUCAGGGAAGCCAUUUAUCUCAGUAGACCCUUAAUUAUUUAUGAUAAGCGCCUUCAUUUUUUCAAUUGGUUCUCGAUGAUAUUUAGGAAAUUGCUUUUCAUUUCUUAAGUUUAUCAGGAACAUUUUAAUUGUUAUAUGGUAUUUAUAUUUAUAGUGCAUUUAUUUGUAUCCUGUCAAUAAGAAUAACAUUCUCUCCACAGUUUUUGAGUUGAUAAGCACAUCUUAGUUGUAUUUAUUACUUUUUCAUAUUUUAUUGGAAUUGGUCUGGGAUGACAAAACUUUUGAUAACUUUUAGUUUCAUCAGACACACACUGAGAUACUCUCCAGAUAUGCAUUAAGCCCCAAAGUGGAUAUGUCCAUGAAGGAUAUUGACAGUCCUGGUUAUUGCUUUCACAAGGUAUUGCACCAGCAUUUUCACAGUAAGUUUGUCUGUUGUAACUUUGCAAUUUAAUUUUUAAUCCCAAAGUACUUUGAAUAAUAUGUUCUAAUUUUAUACAUCAGCAGUUACUGUAUAGUAAAUUUAGUUUAUACUCCGAUACCGGUAACAUAGUUAAUUUUUUCAUGAAUAAUGAUACCGGUUAUAUAGUUUUAAAAACUUCAUGAAUAAUUACUAUUUAUCACUACUAAUAAAUUGAAAUAUAACAUAUCUCCACUUCAUCAUUAAUGAUUAUGAAUGGGAAGUGUAUGUGCUGUAAAUCAAUUAAUUAAUAUAGAUUAUUAAAGAUGGGGAAAUGUAAAUAAUGUCAAUGUUUAUUUGAGGCAGUUGGUAAUGCUGAUGAUGGUUUUUUCUUCUUUAAGGAAUCUCUGUAGAGGUUGAUGGCCUAAUCUGUCGCUCUUGACCUUUUAUGGGGAUUUUAAAUUUCCUUUAUGCAGCAGCAAGCAGUUGAAGGAUUUUAUCAGUAGUUCACUUUGUUGCUUCUUACCAUUUAAUGGUUUUGAUCUAUUAACUUGACUUGUAAUGUAUUUGAUAUGGCUUAUUGUAAGCCUGAACUCCUGGUACAAACAUGUCUUAUGGGCUUGUGAUGGUUCAUCUUCUUGUAACUAACAUUUCAUGAUACAAGAAAUAUUUUUUCCUGUU